AUGGAGUCUGAAGCAGAGGUGAAACCGGAAGUUAGUGUGGAGUUCAAACCAAAACUAGGACUUGAAUUUGAUUCUCUUGAGGAUUCGUCGAAGAUGUAUAAUCGGCUGUCUAUGUGGAUUAUGUAUCAUUAUGGUUAUCUUUAUGCACCGUACAACACAUAUUCAACAUCAUUGUAUUAA
Molecule: messenger RNA, 180 nt
Organism: Prunus armeniaca (apricot)
Lineage: Eukaryota; Viridiplantae; Streptophyta; Magnoliopsida; Rosales; Rosaceae
Source: the annotation of a GenBank genome assembly